UGGUUCUGUCACCCGAGUCAUCGAAGGAUCCGGCGCCGCUGCUGGCACUGCAGACGCCGCCGCCGCGCCAGCGCCGGGUUCUGGCGGACGGCCGCCCAGGGCCGCGCAAGUCCGUCCGCUUCGGGCCGGCGCUGAGCCCCGAAGUGUACGAGGAGAACGCGCCGCCGUCGACGCCGCUGCGCCGAGGCACGCCGCUGCAGCCUGCGCGCCGCACGGCCGGCAUCCUCCGCCGCGGCGGGUCCGAGUCCGCCAUGCAGCUGACGCCGCACCCGGCGGCCGGCCGUGCGGGCCUGGGCUUUGGUGAGCUGCUGCAGCCGCGCCAGACCCGCCGAGCCACCAUGAACCGCUUCCUGUCGACGCUGUCGUCGCUCGACGAGGGAUAUGCCCCCGAGGAGGGUUGCCUGGCUGGCCUGUUUGGCUACGAGUCUGCCUCUGAGUUCCCCGGCCGCAUCGGCGGCAUGGUGGCUGAAUCCCUGGCCAAGGCCAAGGAGGAGGUCGAUGAGCCGGCUGGCGUGCUUGUCCCUGAGCCGGCUGGCGUGCUUGCGCCCGAGCCGGCCGCUGGGCUUGCGUCCGACCAGGCGCCACAGUCUGCGAGAAGGCGCCGCAGCGUGCGCCUAGCGCGCAUGGACCGACGUGUGACCCUCGACUCAAUGAAGUUGGAGCCAGCGACGCUCGACGCGGACUCGCCGAGGCUAGUUGUGCGCACCAAUGCGUCGCGCCUCGACUACUUCUCGCCAGUGUCGACGCCCCCGCGCCCAAGCCGCCUGCGCCCAGCAGUAUGCGCCGACGAGUCCCCGGCCAGCGGCGUCAAGCGUCGAGCGCGUGCUGAGCGCCGUCGCACUGCGCCUGUGAUGAUGGACUUUAGCGCGUCAAUGGCCGCCAUGGCCGCUGCGCUUGGCGAGGACAUUCCCCCGAUGCCGGUUGCCGCCCAGGCGAAGAAGGACGACCAAAAGCAAGAGCAACAGCAACAGCAACAGCCAGGCGCUGAGCACGACCACAACCACGAGCUGAAAAUCCAACACAACGCCGAAGAGGACAUUUCUGAGUCGCCGUCGUCGCAGCUGCCGCUGGGCGGGUGGCCGUUGGGCUUGGCUGACUCGAUGUACUUGCAGCUGCAGAUGAACAGUCCCGUCGAGCCCGCGCACUCGGCCAUGCCGCUGCCCUUGAUGCCAUCACGGGUGUCCUCGUCGGAGCUGCUCCUGCGCGAGCAAGCCGUCCUGCAGGCCCGCAUCGCCAGCCACAGCGCCGCGCCUGACGCCUCAUCUAAUGCUGCUGCCGGCGGUGUCAGUUCUGACGUGCUCAACGAAGCCGUCACGCCGGCCGUCCGCAGCCGCGACCGCCGCCAGACCACCACAGACAUUGAGCCGCUUUCGGCAGACGAGGAUAUUACCCAGAGCACCGACGACCUUUUGGCGCACAGGCAGCGAUUGCGCCGCAUGCAGGAGCGCAAGCGCCGUCGCCAGACCAUUGCUGACAUCAAGAAGCGCCGGUCAUCGUGGCUCGGCUGGGUGCCUGCGCAGACACCGCCUCGCUCGCCGGCCACGCUGCCACCGCCAGCCACUGCUCAGCCGCCGCUGCUGUCGCCACCGCAGUCACGAGCCCUGGCCUCCAAGUCAGCCGGUCAUGCGGCCAACCAGCCAACUGCUGCUGCCGCCGCCUUUGAUUUUGAACUUGAAUUUGCUGCAAAGGGGGGCAGUGACGACGCCGCGCCUUUCUCUUCACCAACCACCCGCAAAUCCACAUCCACUAUGUAUCCCCCUCCUGCCGCGAAGAAUACGCCUGAGCCGCGCAAGAAGCGCCGGCUGACCGAGUAUGUUGCCUCUGCACUGGGCAUUGGCUCCCCCGAGCCUCGUGCCCUGCCCGCCAAAAACGACGACUUUGCAUAUCCACCGCGCCCUGAGCCUAUCGACGCCAACUGGGAGCACGUAGAGCGCAAGGCCCUCAACGGCAUCGGCAACGCCACUCCAUCGCCUGCUGCUGGGGAAGAGCCAGUUUCGGCGUCGCAGCCUGUCGAGCUGUUUGCUGUCACCCAGCCCAGCAGCAUUGCCAGCAGCAGCCCUAGCAUUGCCAGCAACAAACGGCACCCGCUUCGUCGCAACACGGCUGCCAACAACAGCAGCACCAGCAUUGCCAGCAGCAGAAGCGCCAGCAGAGGUGCCAGAAACGGAGGCAGCACCACCGCCGCCACCACCACCACCAGCAGAAGCAGCAGUAUUUCCGCCAUUCCUUCUUUGCGCCGAGGACCAUCAAGUGCUUGGACACAGCAUCGGCAGCCCCCUGCAUCCCAGCCGGCCAACCCACCUGUUCAGCGCAGUGCAGCAAUCUCCGCAAGAAUAUCCUUGUCGGCCAAUACCCGUGCAAAACCUGUGGGAGGGGCAACAUCUGCUGUGCAUGCGAGCGCUAUUAAUAUUGCGAGCGCAUCAUCUGCAUCCGAUUCCAAUCCCAGUCCCAGUCUCAGGCGCAAUCCCAAUAUGAAGGCACAUGCAUCGUCCAAUAUACAGAGCGACCAUGUGGGACAGCGAUCGACAAGGGACAAUAAUAUCCAGGCUUUGCAGAAUCCCCCCCGUGUUUCGACAAUUGGCACCCAGAAACAGAGACAGAGCCAGUUAACGACGCCCGUUCGGAGGCCGGCUUCUAGGAAUAGUAUUGCUCCGUUAGUGUCCCCCAUCAUUACUCGCAGCGCGAGGAAGCGCAAGACUGCAGAAGGGCCCGCGAUUCCCGAAAUCACGGCGCCAUCGCUCGAUUCCCGCACUCGCACUCUCGCUUCGAAAGCCGCCUCGGCCGCCAAUGCUGCGUCCAAUUUGGCCUCCAAUGCCUCUGCUGUGUCUGUCUCGGCCUUGCCUGCUGCCGCUGCAAAAAGAGCACAUCGGCCUUCUGCUGCAACCCCAACAACGUGCAAACCAAAGCUACCGCCGCCCCCACGGCCAUCCAAGCGCACCAAGCGCUCGUAAUUAUAUUUAUUCUUUUUUACAUUUCCAUCU
Messenger RNA from Kickxella alabastrina, 2981 nucleotides. RefSeq lists its product as uncharacterized. The transcript has a single exon. The record is from RefSeq and is a predicted model, not a curated record. Lineage: Eukaryota; Fungi; Kickxellomycota; Kickxellomycetes; Kickxellales; Kickxellaceae. The coding region runs from base 252 to 2951 and encodes 899 amino acids.